Messenger RNA from Kluyveromyces marxianus DMKU3-1042, 348 nucleotides. It is a transcript of the gene MRP2, whose product is annotated as mitochondrial 37S ribosomal protein uS14m. NCBI's taxonomy places the organism in Eukaryota, Fungi, Ascomycota, Saccharomycetes, Saccharomycetales, Saccharomycetaceae. The transcript has a single exon. Gene Ontology annotation, cellular component: mitochondrial small ribosomal subunit; ribosome. The record is from RefSeq and is a predicted model, not a curated record. Bases 1 to 348 code for a protein of 115 amino acids. Gene Ontology annotation, biological process: translation. Gene Ontology annotation, molecular function: structural constituent of ribosome.
AUGAGUAACUUCAGAUUUCCAAUUAAGACGAAACUUCCAUCCACAUACUUGAACGCAAGAGUGAUUCGUGACAACUUCAAGAGACAACAGGUUGCAGCCAACGAAGUUACGAUGAAGGCAUUGAAAUUCAUUGCUAGAAACACUACACUACCACCAAGGACGAGAAUGGAAGCGCAAUUGCAACUUUCUGUGAUGCCAAACUACACAAGAAUGACCCAAAUCAGGAACAGAUGUGUUGAGACGGGCCAUGCAAGAUCUGUUCUCAGCGACUUCAGACUAUGUAGAACACAGUUCAGAGAGUUGGCAAGAAAGGGAGAUCUACCUGGUGUCAAGAAGGGUGUAUGGUAA